GAAGCCUGGGUUGCUGCAGUGACUUGAGACUGCUAUGGCCGUGCCCCAGCGUGGAUUACUAUUCUCUCUUAUCUUCACAGCUCUCAUUUUACUACACAUAGGUAAUUGCCUUCAGAUGGAUCAACAACUUUGCCGCCCAGAAUGCAUUGCUUCCCCAUCCCCUGACAAGUCAUACCAGAGAGGGGUGAGAUACACGUACAGGUACAGCUCGACGAUAACCACGACUCUACAAGGCUCUACCUCAGGCAGAAAUGGACUGGCUCUCGACUGUGUGGUGGACAUUGACGUGAUUUCCAAGUGUCACCUUAUGAUGCAGAUCAGGAAUCCACAGAUAAAGCGUCUUUCUCCCCAGAAGGAACAUUCUGUGCAACGCCUGAAGAGUUUGAGGGAGUCGCUGGAGAGGAGUCGCCUCAAGUUCUCCCUCCAGGGGGGAAAGGUCACGGCCCUCUGUCCACAGGAGGGGGAGCAGCUGUGGACUCUGAACAUCAAGAGAGCUCUACUGAGCAUGCUCCAGACCUCCCGCACCACCGAGAAGCAGGAAGUAGUGAAGGAGACGGAUCUGUACGGGACCUGCACGAGUAAGUAUGAGAGGAGAGGGCCUCUACUGGUGAAGACGAGGAACCUCAGGCAGUGUCAACAGGACCGACUGGCAUACUUCUGGCCCAAUUCCACCCCUCUGAGAGAGGACACGACAGUGGACUCCAAACUCCAAUGUACCCAGCGGCAUGGGACUACAGUAAUGGAGGAGGUCAACUGCACAGAGAUCAUCUCCAUGGUACCAUUGUCAGGGUCAACAGGAGUGGUGAAGACCCAGACCGUCUCUACCCUUACGCUGCUCAGAGCCCAGAAAGGCACACCCUCAGGAGUGGAUACACUGGGUCCAGGUGUCCUGAGUGACCUCCAGUUUGUAGAGGAGGGGGCUGAAGGCCAAGUCCGAGGCUGGACGUCCUCCCCCCAAGAGGCCACGGACACCGUUAGGAAGCUGUGUGGUCUUACCUCUGACCAGCAACAGCUGUCGGAGCUGUUUCUGCACUUGGCCUUUCAACUGAGAGCCCUGUCCCUGCCUCAGCUCAGAACACUGUGGCACGACGCCUCCUUCAAGUGCCGUAACGACUGGCAGCCUCUCUUGGACGGCCUACCAGCGUGUGGCUCAGAGGAAUGCAUCGCCCUCUUAACAGACCUCAUCCGGGACGAGGAGAUAGAGCAGGAGCGGGCCCACUCUUUUCUCACCACCAUCGCCCUCAUCCCUCACCCCUCACCACACAUCGUCGGCUCCGUCAACGCGUUGCUGAAGACACCUGAGGUGUGGACCAAGGCCCUGUUGACUGGUUCUUCCCUGGUCCACCUGCUAUGUCGGAGGAGCCAGUCUCCCUGCAGUCUCAUCCCCCAGGUCCAGAGCUUCAUACAGGCACUGAAAGACACCCUGGGAGAGGGCUGUGGAGGAGACAAAACAGAGCUGCUCUACGCAUUGAAAGCAGUGGGAAAUGCAGGCUUGGCUGCUUCAGCUCUCAUCCCUCAGCUAAACCUCUGUAUACAGAGCCAUUCCACCCCUCUGGAGCUGAGACUCACUGCCCUACAAGCUUUCAGACGCAUCCCCUGCAGUGCUGACAGGGGGUCUGUGCUGCGGCUCUACCGUGACCACCAGGAGGAGGUGGAGGUCAGGAUCGCUGCAUACCAGCAGAUAAUGCACUGCCCUGACCCCGAAGUGCUUCGAGCAGUGAAGACGACUCUGAGCCAUGAGACCUCCAGCCAAGUGGGCUCUUUCGUGUGGAGUCACCUGACCCAGGUCCUGAGAACUGAGGACCCCAUGAAGCAGGCCCUGAUGGAGGCACUGCCUGAUGACAUCAUUACCAAAGACUUUGAGGCUGAACCCUGGAAAUACUCCUCUUAUUCAGACUACACUGCAGACUCAGGAUUUGGAGUUGUAAAUAUGGAGGGAGCCUUGGUUUUCUCUUCCAAGUCCUUUGUUCCGCGCUAUGCCAUGGCUAACCUGACCGUCUACAUCCACGGAAGAGCUUUCAAUCUGCUUGAGUUCUCAGGAGGGAGACUGGAGGAGGCCAGACCACGUUGUUGGCUUGGUGUCAAAGUGUUUGGGAAUGAGUUGAGCGUGGUGACCUGUGCUGACCUCUACUCCCAGAUAAAGGAGCUGUCACUCAGUAUGGCUGGGCUUGCCGUCAGACUGCUGAAGGGUCAGGAGGUGCAGCUCCACCACAGGGCAGUGGUGAUGACAGAGGAGUUGGUCCUGCCCUCUCUGUCAGGCUUACCCAUUAGACUGGGCAUCAACAUGACCUCCCUCCUCUCCCUGCACCUCAAGGGCAGUGCCAACUACAGAGACUGGUCCCAUUUCUCACUGGCAGGUCACAUCAAGCCCAAGUAA
This is a messenger RNA of Oncorhynchus masou masou (cherry salmon), 2377 nucleotides long. RefSeq names its product apolipophorins-like. Gene Ontology annotation, molecular function: lipid carrier activity. Gene Ontology annotation, biological process: lipid transport. The coding region runs from base 35 to 2377 and encodes 780 amino acids. NCBI's taxonomy places the organism in Eukaryota, Metazoa, Chordata, Actinopteri, Salmoniformes, Salmonidae. The transcript has 17 exons. The record is from RefSeq and is a predicted model, not a curated record.